CCGAGGCUGGAGGGCAGACGCGCCGAGGCUGGAGAGCAGACGCGCCGAGUCACGCUGGCAAGGGAGGGGCCUCGGGCCCGGCGGCGACCACGGGAGCUGCUGACAGGAGCGGGAGCCGGAACGGGAGCCGGAACGGCGGGAGGCCGCUGGCAGCAGCACCUGGUCCGAGAUGGGGUCCCAGGUCUCCAUGGACGUGGGAGCCGCGCAUGUGGUGAUCGUGGGCGGGGGCUUUGGCGGCAUCGCGGCCGCCAGCCAACUGCAGGUGCUGAACAUCCCCUUCGUGCUGGUGGACAUGAAGGACUCCUUCCACCACAACGUGGCAGCCCUCCGGGCCUCCGUGGAGAGUGGGUUUGCCAAAAAGACAUUCAUUUCCUACUUGGUGACCUUCAAGGAAAACUUCCGGCAGGGCCUGGUGGUUGAGAUAGACCUGAAGAAUCAGACGGUGCUGCUGGAGGACGGCGAGGCCCUGUCCUUCACAUAUCUCAUCCUGGCCACGGGCAGCACUGGGCUCUUCCCAGGCAAGUUUAACCAGGUGUCCAGCCAGCAGAUGGCCAUCCAGGCCUAUGAGGACAUGGUGACGCAGGUCCAGUGCGCACAGUCCAUCGUGGUGAUCGGAGGAGGCUCUGCGGGAGUGGAGAUGGCAGCAGAGAUUAAAACAGAAUACCCUGAGAAAGAGGUCACUCUCAUUCACUCCCGAAUGGCCCUCGCAGACAAGGAGCUCCUGCCCUGUGUCCGGCAGGAAGUGAAGGAGAUCCUGCUCCGGAAAGGCGUGCAGCUGCUGCUGAGUGAGCGGGUGAGCAACCUGGAGGCGCUGCCUCUCAACAAGCAUCGCGAGCACAUCACGGUGCAGACGGACAAAGGCACGGAGGUGGCCGCCAACCUGGUGAUCGCCUGCAGCGGUAUCAAGAUCAACAGUUCGGCCUACCGCAGCGCGUUUGGUGAUCAGCUGGCCAGCGACGGCGCUCUGAGAGUGAACGAGUACCUCCAGGUGGAGGGCUACAGCCACAUCUACGCCAUCGGUGACUGCGCCGAUGUGAGGGAGCCCAAGAUGGCCUAUCACGCCAGCCUCCACGCCAGUGUCGCCGUGGCCAACAUCGUCAACUCCAUGAAACAGAGGCCCCUCAAAGCCUACAAGCCAGUUCUAAAACAACAGGAAGAAAACACAUGGAAAGAAACCCCUGGUGGAGACCUGGUUAAUUACAGACUGAGGCUCUUUUUAACGAGAAUAUAAAAUGCAGAGGGCUCUUCCCGUGGGCAGGACCUGCUCCCGCAGCCUCUGCCACCCACUUCCCUUUCAGCUGCCCUCCGCUCCCCUGCCGUCACCCUUCCUCUCUCCUUUUAAAAGAUAAAACCCAGCUCCUGUGACUUUGAUCCUUCUGAUUCCGGAUGGUGAGCGCGGUGGCCACCAGUGGGCGCGGGGCGGCUACUUGGCAUCAAGCUUGGCCAUCUCCUGCACAUAGAUGCCGAUGCUCUCGCUGUCGAAGAGCAGGAAGUAGACGUUCUUCAGUGAGGAUGCGCUCGAGUCGUCGAAGUGGGCCGAGAUGGCUUUGAGGGUCACCUGGGCUGCCGUCUGUUUGGGGAAGCAGUUUCUGUGCCAAAGAAAGAGAAGAGCUGACAUCACUUUGGUCCUGGGACCCAUGGAGUAACUCUGCCCUCAGCCCGGGGUAGGGGCAAUGUGGUUCCUUCUCAUCUUGGCACCAGGUCCUUGUUCCUAUCUCUCGGGGUCUCACCGUGUGCAGGCUGGUCCACGCAUGAUCCCCUUUCACCUCAGAAGAGGGACAGCCCAGGAGGGGGACAGACAGGGCACACUGUCCCCACUUCACAUAUGCCACACUGGCUCAGAGUGGCACAAUGGUUUUAGGGCUGGCUGGUGAGCAGUGGCCUGUGUUUGAAUCUAUGUGGCCUGACUCAAGUCCAGCUGAGCUUUAAAAACUACCAACUCAACUAACACAACAUUGUUAAUCAACUAUACUCCAAUAUAAAAUAAAAGUUAAAAACAAACAAACAAAAAACCCCUACCAACUCAGCAUUUUAAAAAGCCAAUAUAGGGCUUCCCUGGUUGCGCAGUGGUUGAGAGUCCGCCUGCCGAUGCAGGGGACACGGGUUUGUGCCCCAGUCUGGGAAGAUCCCACAUGCCGCGGAGCGGCUGGGCCCGUGAGCCAUGGCCGCUGAGCCUGCGCGUCCGGAGCCUGUGCUCCGCAAUGGGAGAGGCCACAGCAGUGAGAGGCCCGCGUACCGCAAAAAGGAAGGAAAAAGAAAAAAAAAGCCAAUAUAGGGAAUUCGCUGGCGUUCCAGUGGUUAGGACUGCAUACUUUCAGUGCCGAGGGCGUGGGUUCAAUCCCUGGUCAGGGAACUAAGAUCCCAUAAGCCUCGCAGCACGGCAAAAAAAAAAAAAAGGCAAUAUAGGUUUUAUUAGUUCCCUCAAAACUGGUUUACAUGCUGAACAGAUUGUUUAUUAAAGGGCAAUAAUGUAUGCUCAAAAGUAAAUCUUCAUUAAUUCCUGUUUCAUGCAUUUCGUGUUCCUCUCGCUAACCUGUGUGGACGUGCCAAUGUAAUUUGAGCAGUGACGAUUCUGAGCAGGGCCCCAAAAGCCCCAGAAUGCCAUGGUGGAGCUGUGCGCCAGGGACGCAGCCAUUGUGACACCCCUGAUCAUUUGGGGUCAGCCACCAAGCCCCUUGGGCGGGUCCAGGAUUGGCCCGCCUAAUAAGAAUUCUUCUCACUCGGCUGCCCCGUCCCAAGCCCAGAACAUCUCGGCACGUGGGCCCAGCUAUGCAAAGAAUUCAACCCGCAGUGCCUCCAGGCCAGGCUGUGGAGACCCAGCGCUGCCUGCUCAGGUUGAGAUAGGAUUACGGCAGGAAGCUAGGCCUCAUUCCUUCCUUCUUCGCCUUCCUGUGACUCGGCUGUAACAGAAUGUCUUCAGAGUGCAAAUCAUAUCUGCGCUACAGAGGGGCUUCUCAGGAGAAAGGGUGUUCAAAAUUAAAGCAAUAACUCACACUGGCUGUGAGCGUGAGGGGAGAGGCCCUGCUACACGUGAGGGCAGACAGCCUCAUUAUUUACCUGAAAUACUGCUCCCAUGCCCAGUCGGGGUCUGUGGCAAUUAGAGCAAUCAUUUCUCCAACCCCUAAAAGCAAGCCCUUGCUGAGAGCCUUUCACUUCUCCAGCCUCAGCCUCGAGGCUCUCCCAGCCCCAGAGCAGCACCGGAAUCCCCUGGGGAUUCUGCGAUUGGCAUCCUAACCCCGUGGGCUCUCCGCUGCUGGUCUGUGGACCACACUUGGAGGAGCAAGUGCCUUUGAGCCUGGUGUUUCGGAUCCAGUGCUCUAGACUGGGAUAGCUGGCAGGAACGUGGCUCUCAGAAGGCUCUCAGAAGAGAACUCUGCCUCCUGCUCCUCCCAGAAUGGGCUUUAUCCCUGCAUUUUUUUUUUUUUAAUUUUUUUUUUAUUGCAGUACACGGGCCUCUCACUGUUGUGGCCUCUCCCGUUGCGGAGCACAGGCUCCGGACGCACAGGCUCAGCGGCCAUGGCUCACGGGCCCAGCCACUCCGCGGCAUGUGGGAUCUUCCCGGACCGGGGCCCGAACCCAUGUCUCCUGCAUCGGCAGGCGGACUCUCAACCACUGCGCCACCAGGGAAGCCCUCUCCCUGCAUUUUGAAGGAUGGAAACUGCGUCUCUUGCUCUAUCGCCUGGUCAACGUGCUUGGCUGUGCUGGCAGCCCUUGGUCACGUCCUCUGGGAUGGCCAGACUGGAUGUGACCAAGUCAGGGAGCAGCUGGUCCCCACCGAGAAGGCUGGACAAGCGGACCCAGCACCCUUGCCACACCCCUGGAGGAGAACAUCUUACCUGCCGCUGGGGAAGGGCGGGAACGCCACCGACUUCAGCUUCUUGUCCUCUGCUGCCGACAGGCAGUUUUUGAUGGUCUCUUCAAGCUGUUCUUCACAUUUGUCGGAGCCCCACUGAGGGAUGUGACAGUGGAUGACGAAUUUGGCUGCAAGUCCGCUGGACUGGCUGACGGCGGCUGGGACACGACAGAGAAAUGCCACAGGUUAUUUCCUACGUCUUCACCUUAAGCCAGGGGGUUAGGCUCAAUUGCCUGUGUCCCUCUUAGGAGAGUAGGAGCCGUAUCAGAAUUGCUUUUGACAGUUGGCACAAGCUUUGGGUAAACACACUGAAAGCUGAUGUGACAGCAUGUCACACACUCUCACAUGGUCUGCCUCCUGGUUAGGUGACUCCUAAUCAAAGGUACACAGUGGAAUCGUCUCUGAUCCCUGGAAAUUGUGAAUGUUUCCUUACAUGGCAAAAGGGUCUUUGCUGGUGUGAUUAAGUGAAGGAUUGUGAGAUGAGAAGUUUACCCUGGACUCUCCAGUUGAGCCCUAAGUGUAAUCACACAGGUUCUAAUAAGAGGGAGGCAGGGAAGUCAAAGGUAGGAGAAGGUGCUGUGAUGAAGGAACAGGAGUUGGAGUGAUGCAUCCAGGAGCCAAGGAAUGCAGGAGCCUAGAAGCCGGAACAGGCAAGGGACGGCUGCUCUAAGAAGGAACCAGCCCUGCCAGCACCUCGAUUUUGGCUUCUUAAGACUCAUUGUGGGGAAUUCCCUAGCGGUCCAGUGGUUAGGACUGUGCCGAGGGCGUGGGUUCAAUCCCUGGUCGGGGAACUAAGGUCCUGCAAGCUGCGCAGCAUGGCCAAAACAAACAGACGAGAAAACUGCCUAAAAAAAUAAAGGUUAUAAAAAAAAAAAGACUCAUUGUGGACUUCUGACUCCAGAACGCUAACACAGUACACUUGUGUUGUUUGUUGCUACCAAGUUUGUGCUAAUUUGUUAGAGCAGCGAUUGGAAACCAAUGCAACGGCUUUUUAAAAAUGGACAAGCCCUCCCUUCUUGCCCCGUCUGAGAUCCUGACUUGGUAGGUCUGAUGCAGGCCUUGCGCUUGGUGAUUUGAGGACCCUCCAUAAAUUUAGAACCGAUCUACUGGGUUGUACGCAUCCUCAGACAGGGACUGCCCUUUCGAUCAUCUCUACAUACCUGAGGAGCCUACAGGGAGCAAGUGUUCACAGCGGGUUGUGAAAUUGGAUUAUGCCUGCCUUGUCUCAUAAUUUCAGUUCAUACUCCCUACUUUUAUUUUUCACCCCACCCCCAAACCUAUUUCCCAUCAGUGACAGAGCUGAUAACGAGGAACACCCGGGAAGUCCCUGUGGCCGUUGAUCCCUGGAGAGGGGGCUGGGCCUGAUCCACUGGCCACUCUGACCCCACAUGCUGCUUGCCCCUAAGCUGCCCACCUUGUGGAGCUGGGGCUCUGUGCCAUUCAAGGAGCCGGGUGUAGCAAAGGUCCCCAACCCUCCCGCAGUGGCCAGGCUCUGGGAGCCUGGGGGAGUUCAGGCAGGCUGUGGCCGCUACGGGCUGUGUUUGUAACAAAUGUACGUGUGUCUGUUUUAGGGCAGUGUGUGGGGUUGGUUUGAAAGACUUAUUUGAAAUAUAUGAUGCCCGCCCAGCAUGUGAGCCGUGUUUCCUAGUGACGCCCACAGUGCUGGAGAGGCUGUGACUGCACAUGCCAGGGCUGGUGGAGACAGAUGCAAGGGGCGUCCCCCGCCUGUCAGCUACGGCUGUGAACGCCUCGCCUUCCCAGUGCCCAGCUGGCGCCAACCAUCUGAUUAGUGAAUGAGUGAGUGAAGGAAUCAGUCAAUAUAAAUACUGAGGAGGCAGUGGGUAUGACUGGUUGACUCUAUGACCUUGUACAUUUGCACACCAGAAACGGAACGUCCCUGUCGGCCUUGUAGUCCAAGGGAACCCAGUACCCUGGGGAUGGGCCCUUCCUGCUUGCGGCAAAUUCCCUGAGGCCCUUACUGCUCUCAUGUGCUGGAGAGAUUCCAGCUCUUUACACACCGGGUAAUGAUCAUGUUACCAGCUGAAUGGUAUUCUUUUUUUUUUUUUUUAAUAUUUAUUUGUUUAUUUGGCUGUGCCGGGUCUUAGUUGUGGCACGUGGGAUCUAGUUCCCUGACCAGGGAUCGAACCCGGAACCUAUGCAUUGGGAGUGUGGAGUCCUACCUACUGGACCACCAGGGAAGCCCUUGAAUGGUAUUCUUUUUAAUGUUAAAGUCAGUUUAUUUUUUUAAAUAAAUUUAUUUAUUUUA
This is a messenger RNA of Orcinus orca (killer whale), 6119 nucleotides long. RefSeq names its product apoptosis inducing factor mitochondria associated 2 (gene AIFM2). The record is from RefSeq and is a predicted model, not a curated record. Lineage: Eukaryota; Metazoa; Chordata; Mammalia; Artiodactyla; Delphinidae. Gene Ontology annotation, biological process: positive regulation of apoptotic process; apoptotic mitochondrial changes. Gene Ontology annotation, cellular component: cytoplasm; mitochondrion. Bases 170 to 1231 code for a protein of 353 amino acids. The transcript is spliced from 9 exons. Gene Ontology annotation, molecular function: flavin adenine dinucleotide binding; electron-transferring-flavoprotein dehydrogenase activity.